Haplochromis burtoni (Burton's mouthbrooder) is the source of this 3833-nucleotide messenger RNA. It is a transcript of the gene cldn11b, whose product is annotated as claudin 11b. The record is from RefSeq and is a predicted model, not a curated record. Gene Ontology annotation, cellular component: plasma membrane; bicellular tight junction. NCBI's taxonomy places the organism in Eukaryota, Metazoa, Chordata, Actinopteri, Cichliformes, Cichlidae. The coding region runs from base 1819 to 2469 and encodes 216 amino acids. Gene Ontology annotation, biological process: bicellular tight junction assembly; cell adhesion. Gene Ontology annotation, molecular function: structural molecule activity. The transcript has 3 exons.
GUUCCACUGAGGAGCAAACGUCGGGCCGCCUCCUGGUUUCAUGGAUGAAUAAAAUGCUAAAGUUAAAGUUGGCACAGUUUCACAGUGUAGUGGUUAUCAGACCCACUUUGUCGGGGUGUGGAGCGAUUGAGAGGUUUUGGGAUCCCCCGUAGUGCAGUUUACCCCAGUGCCUACAACCUGGCUGCUGCAGGUGUAGAAGCUCUGGGGUUAACUUAGGCUUAGAGGCUUAGAGCGGUCCUAAAACUAUCCUCAGCAGAUGGACAACAUCUGAGAGACGAGACGACUAUCAAGAAGCAUUUUUAGCGCUUCAUGCUCUGGGGGCGGGGCUAUGGCUCCCCACAGCCUCCAGCAGAUCGUUACAUGGAGAAACCUUUUGAACUCGGGCACGUUCACACACACGGAUGCUCACAGACACAAACUAUAUCUUCCUCGGCUUCUACCUUGAAGCAUAUCGUGCGCUGUCGCUCUUGUGUGCUGCUCAGUUGCAUUCAGCAUUUAGUAGUUACUGUUACUUCCACGUAUCUAGGUCGUUGCUUUGAUCUCUGUAUUCUGUUCUAUUGUUUGUUUUCUUCUUUUAACAGCUGAUUCAACAGAUUCUCUCAGAGUCUUUCUUUCUGUUCAAUUUGUAAUAACUUAAAGUAAAAUAAAAUAAAUAACCAAUAGUAAUAGAGAUCAAUCAAGUGCUGUAUUAUAUUGGACAGAAAAACACACAGAGUCCAGACCUCAACAUUACUGAAGGAUGGUGGCUGAGAACAGAACAAACACAGAAAUCGUUUUCAGUCAGAUGUUAAGGUUUUAAAUGAUUUUGAGGUUUGGAAACUUUAAUAUUUUAUAUAUUUUAUAUAUUUUAUAUAUUUUAUAUAUUUUAUAUAUUUCAUUCUUUACUGGGAAACCGUCCUGUCAUCCAGGAAACACAAACCCAGGCUGAAAAUCACCUUCAUCAAAUGAUUGGUUUAAAAUGAUAAUAAAAAAGGUUUUUUCUAAUAUUUAGUUGUGAAUCCUUAUUUUUAAUCAACUGGUGUGAAUAACGACAACUUUUUUGUUUAGAUUGAAUUGUAUUUUAAAAUAUUAAUAUUUGUAAUGUUUUUAAUAAAGCACCUGAGAACUUCCAUAUACUUUAAGCUGUACUUUAAGACGUGUCAUUCACUGAACAUUUCUGCUGAUGUCCCAAACUGAGUGGACCUGAGCAGAUUUCGGCAGAAGUGCUGCUGAUGGGAUGGCGGGACCACCAGCAGAGGGCAACAGAGGUGCAGGUGAGUGACACAUGAGGACAACUCUGGACUUUAUGAGCUAAACUGAUUUAGCUUCAUCAGGAAGGCUUUAGGUGAUGCUUGUUUUUCUGUCUGAGCCUGCCUUUCUCCCCGUAUCUGGUUUAGGUUAGGAUCUCACAUGUGCUCCCAUUGGCUUUGGAGAGGAGUACGGUUUCCACCACACCCUGUGAUAAAUCUUAUUCUGGGCAUUUUUCUCGUGGAUCAGCUUCAGGCGCACUGACGGAACAGGACUGCUUUUAAAUUUAGACUUUUAAGCUUUUUAAACGUUGUUUAAAGCUCCAAGUCAGAGAAAAACUGUCUGCAGUUAUUUCUGAAUAUAUAUCAGUUUUUGCUUUAUUCCAGUGGUUUUUGUUUUCCGGUGUUUUUUGUUGCUUAUUAGACAAUAACGCAGUCAUUUAAACUCUUUUUGAGUCUUUGGCCUAUAAAAUUUUUCAUUUUUAAACUUUUUAAACUCCCGCAGACGUUAAAAAAAAGAGGAAAGCGUUUCUGAAUUUAAAAACAGGCUGAAUUUCUUUAUCUUUCUCUUUUGGGGCGCACGGUGCUCACCAUGUCACAGAUGCGCAGGCAACUCCUUGGCACCGCGGCCAGCGGAGUGGGCUGGGUGGGGGUGAUCGUGGCCACGGCCACCAACGACUGGGUCCGGACCUGCGACUACACCAAGGCCACCUGCGUCCGCAUGGACGAGCUGAGCUCCCGAGGCCUGUGGGCAGAGUGCGUCAUCUCCCCGUCCCUUUACCACUGCGUGGGCCUCACCCAGAUCCUCACACUGCCCGCCUACGUCCAGACAGCUCGUGCUCUGAUGAUCUGCGCCUGUUUGCUGGGUCUCCCCGCCACGCUCCUGAUCCUCAUGUCCAUGGCCUGCGUGCGGCUGCAGAACGACACCUCAGCUGUGAAGAAGCGCCGUGCCCGAGUGGGAGGCGUCCUCUUCAUCUUCAUGGCUGUGUGCAGCAUCAUAUCUACCGUCUGGUUCCCCAUCGGCGCUAAUAAAGAGGAAGAUCUGAUGUCAUUCGGCUUCUCUCUGUACUCCGGCUGGGUCGGCUCCGCCCUCUGCCUCCUAGGUGGCAUCAUCAUCUUGUGCUGCCAGGGCAUCGACCCCGGGACCCCGAGUAGGGACGACAGCUUCUACUACUCUGGGAACAGGGGGACGGCCACGCUCCUCGACCCCCCCGCCAACCACGCCAAGAGCGCCCGGGUGUGAAGCAACCAGGCGCUCUAUUUUUAACCAAGUUUUCUUUGAGUUUAAAGUCAUAUUCGCCAUCGAUGAGACAUGCCAUUAUCUGUUUACUGCUUCAAGACUAAAAUCCACCAUGAAAACGAAUGUUGGCAGGAACUGGAGGGAUUAAUAAUAAGCUCACACUCAGGAGAUCUUUUGGCCUCAAACUAGGAAAGUCUGGAGAAUCUGUGUAUGUCCCAAAAAAUAUCUGUUUCAAAAUCAGUAAUUGCAUCAAACUUACUCCAGUCCUCCGCCGCCCUGGACUCCACGCAUUGAAGCCUCAACUUUAGCAUUUUGUUAUUCUUUUAGAGAUAAAAGUCUUAGUGAUGUCUUUAGAGAGACUAAAGGAUCAAAACUCAGAGUAGCAACAAGAAAAAGACAAAGUUUUAUUAUACUGAAUGAAAAAACAAGAACGGGAUAGAAAGCCAGGAAGACGAGCAAAACAAGUAGCAUCAAAACACAACAAUGUAAGACAAACACUCAGGGCAGACCCACACUGAGGACUAACUGGAGACUGAGAAAAGCUGGUAAACACGACACAGGUUAAAGCAAGCAAGACAUAUUCAAAAGGUGGGAAAGUAAAACUCAAACCAAGGCACAAAGUACAAAAGGAAACAAAAAACUGAGACAAGAAAGCUCUCACUGGAUGAUACAAAGUAACACAAUGGAAGAAAGAACAACCAGUCAAAACAGGAAUACACAAAUCCAAUUCACACAAAACAAUCUCAACUUCAAACUCUGGCAUUACAGGAAAAAACUAAACAAACUCAAAUAUACUGUUUCUAAACCAAUCACAUGACCAGCCCCCGAGGUCAUGACUGUGAUUGGUCUGUCAGUAGACUUAACCACACGAACAUGGUUCGGACGUCCAGUUCAGGGACUCCAUGAGCCGAGGUGAAGCCUAGCAGAAAGCUUGCAGCUGUUUGUAAUUUCAUUUGCUGUACAUGUAUAAAUACAUAUUUCACAUCUUCAGCUACUCAGUCAGGAAGCAAAGUCCCCCUGUUUGACCGGCUGUGACCAUCUAAGUUAAUCGUUGUCAGCGGCUCUUUGUUUUCACAUUAUAAAUAGCAAACUGUUGUUUUCAUGGUCACUUUAGUGUUUAUGAUACUUUUAAAUUGCAGCUCAUAUUUAAUCCCCCACUUUUUUUUAUCAUUUCUUUUUACUUUUAUGUUAACAGCAUAAUCAAAAUAAAUCAUCUGCAUACCCACAGGGUUAAAUUCUUGUCUGUGUUUAGAAAAAAGGCUUUAAAAUCUCUUGGGCUCUCUGAAAACACCCAUACACAUUUAAAUUAAGAUUCAUGCUUUCUUAAAUUUAUGUUUUACUGAAUAUUAUUUCUGUAUGAUAUGAAU